This is a messenger RNA of Striga asiatica, 1601 nucleotides long. The record is from the annotation of a GenBank genome assembly. Lineage: Eukaryota; Viridiplantae; Streptophyta; Magnoliopsida; Lamiales; Orobanchaceae.
AUAAAAAGUAGUUGUACUCUAUAGCAAUUUCAAGCUCUCACUCUUCUCACAACGCCGUCAUUUAUAAGCCCCAAACACACACACACACACACAAACGCUCAUUUUGUGCCGCAUUCUCCAUUUUUGUCAGUCUCUCUGCCGCCAUCGACUCCCCGGCCGCCGAGAGAAAGAGGGUUCAGCAGGCGUGGAAUGAUACCUUGAUUUUGAUCUGUCGUAUUACUUGAUCGUAUUAUUUCGAUUUUUUUAUAGGAUAUUUUUUGAGGGGUGAUUUAAUGGCGUCGGAGGAUGUGAAGACGAGCGAAUCUGCGGUGUCGAAGAUUGUUAAUUUCGCGGAGGAGGCGAAACUCGCAAAGGAAGAUAUAAAGCCCACUAAGAAUCAAGUUUACAGCAUCUGUAAAUCUCUGGUCGCCGGGGGAGUCGCCGGAGGAGUGUCAAGGACCGCUGUAGCUCCUCUGGAACGGCUUAAAAUUUUGCUUCAGGUUCAAAAUCCCCACAAUAUUAAAUACAAUGGUACUGUUCAAGGCUUGAAAUACAUAUGGAGAACUGAAGGCUUUAGGGGAUUGUUCAAAGGCAACGGCACCAACUGUGCUCGAAUUGUCCCAAACUCAGCAGUUAAAUUCUUCAGCUACGAGCAGGCAUCCAAGGGUAUAUUAUAUAUGUACCAACAACAAACUGGGAAUGAGGAUGCUCAGCUGACUCCCGUGCUACGUUUAGCGGCAGGAGCUUGUGCUGGAAUUAUUGCUAUGUCUGCUACAUACCCAAUGGACAUGGUUCGUGGAAGACUUACUGUACAGACAGAUAAGUCUCCUUAUCAGUACAGGGGAAUGUUUCAUGCUUUAUCAACUGUGCUACGCGAGGAAGGCUUUCGUGCACUGUACAAGGGUUGGCUUCCUUCUGUCAUUGGAGUGGUCCCAUAUGUGGGUCUCAACUUUGCUGUGUACGAAUCACUUAAAGAUUACUUGAUCAAAUCCAAACCCUUUGGGCUGGUGGAAGAUAACGAACUUGGUGUCGUGACAAGGCUUGCAUGUGGGGCUGCAGCUGGCACGGUUGGCCAAACUGUUGCAUACCCUCUUGACGUCAUUCGCAGAAGGAUGCAAAUGGUCGGGUGGAAUAAUGCUUCUUCAAUCGUCACUGGUGGGACCAAGACUGCCCUCGAGUAUAAUGGCAUGAUUGAUGCUUUCAGGAAAACCGUGAGGCACGAGGGAGUUAGGGCCUUGUACAAGGGUCUAGUCCCCAAUUCAGUGAAGGUUGUGCCAUCAAUAGCAAUUGCUUUUGUGACGUACGAACAAGUGAAGGAGUUGCUCGGGGUUGAGAUUAGGAUAUCUGACUGAUGCAAAUUUUUUGGGGGUCGAAAGGAAAAGCCUAAAAUUAAUAGAGAGAGGAGAGAGAAAGGGAGACAUUGAGAAACAUUUUAACAUGUGUUCAUAUAUGUUGAUUACUUGUUUCUGUGGUAUUUUUGGAGUCUUUUUCUGGGCAACCAAUAAGGUAUUAGCAAAAAAACGAAUGCAAUAAUGAUGGGCCUUUCUUUUUCUUUCGGUUCGCUUUGCUAAUUAACUCGUUUUUUAAUGGCUUUGUGAUGUUCAGAAGUAUGAAACCCCUGC